AUGAAUGGGUGUUUUGGUUGCUGGGAGCAAGAGAGAAUUGCUCUCAUGCAACUUAAAGCUUCCAUGAUCAACUGCUCAUAUGGAAACCAUAAUUUUGCAUCUUGGGACUCAACCAACAAAGAGAGUGAUUGCUGUGAGUGGGAAAGAGUCAAGUGCAACAUCACUACUGGACAUGUAAUCCAACUUGAUCUUAAUCAAGUGUGCUCUUGGUCUCCUUUGUAUUCCGAAAGUCCAAGUUGGUACCUGAAUGCCUCUCUAUUUCUUCCUUUUGAAGAGCUCAAAUACCUCCAUUUGAGGGAUAAUUUCAUUUCUGGAUGGGUCUCAAAUGAAGGUUUUGAAAGAUUCCCCAUGUUGAGCAAGCUGGAGGUGCUUGAUUUGAAUGGUAAUAAUUUCAAUAACAGUAUUCUGUCAUCAUUCAGUGCAAUGGCCUCGCUUAAGAAACUAGAUUUGAGUUACAAUAAUUUGCAUGGAGCAAUAAUCGACAUCCGAGAAUUUAAAGCAUUUAGCAGCUUGGAGGAGCUCUACUUAAUGGGAAAUUGGAUCAGUGGAUUCGUGGCAAUAAAAGAGUUGGGUGCACUAAACAAGCUAAAGCAGUUGCGUUUGGAUGAUUCAUCCAUUGAUAAAAGCUUCCUUCAUAUGGUCGGAGUUCUCACUUCUCUUAAUGUAUUGACAAUGUCACACUGUGGAUUCAGUGGCAGUUUACCUGCCCAAGGCUGGUGUGAACUUAAGAAACUCCAAGAGAUAGACAUCAGUCACAAUCAUUUUGAUGGGAUACUGCCUUCAUGUUUGGCGAAUUUGACAUCACUUCAAGUAUUGGAUCUCUCUUAUAAUCACUUCAAUGGGAACAUUGCCCUCUCCCAAUUAUCCAGUUGGACAUCACUUGAAUACCUUUCUUUGUCAAAUAAUGACUUCUUGAACCCUAUCAGUUUGUCCUGGUUUUUCAACCACUCAAAUCUUAAAGUCCUAUUAAGUGAGAACAAUAAAAUAGCUUUCGAACCUAACUCUCAUGGUGGGACUCCAACCUUCCAGUUGGAAUUUCUCGUUAUGUCUAACUGUUCAUUUGACGGACUCAAAAGAACACCCAGAUUUCUUCAAUACCAAUAUGAUUUGCAAGUAGUUGAUCUCUCCUUCAACAAUUUGGUUGGGAAGAUCCCUACUUGGUUGGUAGAGAACAACACAAGAUUGGUCUGUCUUGUUUUAAUGAAUAACUCUUUCACAGGGCCUUUCAGGGUGUCAAAUGAUAUUCGUCCCAACAUUAGGUACACUGAUAUUGCAGUUAAUUACAUAGAAGGCCCAAUUCCAGCAAACUUCAGUUUAAUUUUUCCAAAUUUAGAGUACUUAAACAUGUCCAACAAUGCACUUCAAGGAAGUAUUCCUUCUUCCUUUGGGAAUUUGGUUUCCUUAUGGAUUCUAGACUUGUCUAAGAACCAAUUAUCAGGAACAAUACCAAUGCAUUUCGCAGUCGGCUGCGACUCAUUAGCAUUUCUCAAAUUGAAAGAUCCCGAAAAGCAUCUCAAUAGUAAGUUAUGGGUCAAUUGA
This is a messenger RNA of Quercus lobata, 1539 nucleotides long. RefSeq names its product receptor-like protein 9a. Bases 1 to 1539 code for a protein of 512 amino acids. The transcript has 6 exons. The record is from RefSeq and is a predicted model, not a curated record. Lineage: Eukaryota; Viridiplantae; Streptophyta; Magnoliopsida; Fagales; Fagaceae. Gene Ontology annotation, molecular function: protein binding.